UCGCAAAACCUUCCGCAUUUACGAUAGCGAUGGCGAACGUGGGAGCAAAACUACUUUUACAUUCUAGAAAAUUCUUUUCAUUAGCACAAUUAAGACGCUGUCAUUUAACAAAAUGUGUUUACUGUGAAACAAAACCAAUAUCAAAAUUGAAAAACACUGUAAAACUUCCAAUAUACCGGUUGAUUUCGGGAAUAAACAGUAAACAGCGGAAAGUUCUGACAGCUGGUGCUUUUGCCAGUUUUGGUUUCAGUUCAUUCUUGCUUUAUGAAGGGACUGUUUUAGCAGCGGGGAGAAGUGAUGACAAUGUGAGUGCUUUGCUGCUUGCUGUUAGAAGAGGUGACUUAUAUACAAUAGAGAGUCUCAUCAAAAGUGGAGUUGAUGUAAAUGUGAAACAUGAAUUUGGAUGGACUGCUCUGCAUGUGGCUGCCAUUAAUGGAAACAUUCAAGCGGUGAAACUUCUCCUGGGGGCUGGGGCGGACCCCAACAUUGAGGAUGAGUUCAGUCAAAUACGACAGGUGGCUAAGGAAAAGAACAUACACCCCAUACAUGUUCACAGUGUCCGUGAAGAGGAAUUCAGUAAUAGGUUGAAUGUGAAUGCCAACUGCAGAGGCUGCACUCCACUACAUUACGCAGCCUUGAUAGACAAUGAACAAAUUGCGACCAUUCUUUUGGAUGCAGGUGCUAACCCGGCUGCUGAGAAUGCCAAUGGACACAAACCAGAGAUGUACGCUAAAUCUGCUUCAUUAAAACAGCUUCUGAAUGACAGAGAAAAAGCUUACAAAGCUGAGCAAGACAAGAUUGCUGCCGACGAGAGACGUCGGUUUCCUCUAGAACAGCGACUCAAGGAGCACAUAAUCGGCCAGGAGGCGGCCAUAAACGUUGUAGCUGCAGCCAUCCGACGUAAAGAGAAUGGCUGGUAUGACGAAGAUCAUCCUCUUGUGUUCUUGUUCUUGGGAUCCUCUGGAAUAGGUAAAACUGAGACAGCCAAGCAAAUAGCUAGAUACCUCCAUAAAGAUUUGAAAAAGGGCUUCAUAAGACUGGACAUGUCUGAAUACCAGGAAAAACAUGAGGUUGCCAAGUUCAUAGGUGCACCCCCGGGCUACGUCGGGCACGAGGAGGGGGGUCAGCUGACCAAGCUGCUCAAGGAGAACCCAGAGGCAGUCGUGUUGUUUGAUGAGGUGGACAAGGCACACACUGAUGUCCUCACCAUAAUGCUACAACUGUUUGAUGAGGGUCGACUGACAGAUGGUAAGGGGCAGACCAUACACUGCAAGAAUGCAAUAUUUAUAAUGACCUCUAACCUGGCUGCAGAUGAGAUCGGUGCUUAUGGGUUGGAACUGCGGAAGGAAGCUGAGAAAAUCUCCAAGCAACGACGAUUGGGAAAAUUAGAUGAGCUGGGUAGUGAAGAAGCCAUCACAGUUUCUCGGAGCUUCAAGGAUAAAGUGGUCAGGCCCAUUUUGAAGAGACACUUUCGUAGAGAUGAGUUUCUGGGAAGGAUUAAUGAGUUUGUGUACUUCCUGCCCUUCUCAAGAUCUGAGCUCAGUCAAUUGGUCAACAAAGAAUUGAAAUUUUGGGCACAAAAGGCUGAGAAGGCUCACAGUAUGCAGAUCACAUGGGACCACAAUGUGAUUGAUGCACUUGCCGAUGGAUAUGAUGUACAUUAUGGGGCCAGGUCCCUGAAAUACGAGGUGGAGAGGAGGGUGGUUUCCCAGCUAGCAAUGGCACAUGAAAGGCAACUCAUUGAGAAGGGUAGCAUCGUUUACCUGGUCGUCCCUGACAAUUGGGUUGCCAAGGCGACAACAGCUGGGGGACAAUCAGCAGAAGAUGAGGAGCAGUCUAGGAAGGAAAUGUUGACACCCAUUAAGUUGCAGCUUGUGAAAAAGGGACGGUUUAGGGAUCAGUUUGUUGACAUAGAUCUGUCUAAAUCUGAUAAUCCAUUUACAACUGAUUGAAGAUUGGUUUUAUACAGAAUGAUUUUUGUUUUAAUAACUUAUUUAAAGACAUCAGUGGUUAAUGCAUUCAGAAUAUUUAUAGUGUUAAGCUUAAAUUUUGUUACUGCAGUUAAUGAUUUAAAAUGGUGACAUUUUUAUAUACAGAAAUAACUAUGUCAAACAAUAUUAUUCUUAAAUAGAAUGGCUCCAACUUAAGCAGCGAAAAUAAAGUUGUUUAAUUGUUUGAGUAACCGGUAGCUUAGUCUCUGUCGCCUUUAGUCUUUAUGUGAGUAUUUGAAUAUGAAUGGAAACUAAUCAACUCGUAGUUUAUUGUGAUAAUGUAUCUCAUCCCUCUCUCCUUGAAUGUCAGUUUGUCAAAUUUUAUAUUUAGUGUAUUUAAAACGAAUGGUGAAAUUUUUCGUAAAUAGCCAUCUGUUGCCUGUUAUGUUUUUUUGCCAUCUUCAACAAUUUACUUGAAACCACAUAUCCUUCUUAUAGGGGCCUUUUCACAGAUUUUAGCAUGUUUUUAAGUUUGUCAUUAAAUGCUUUAUAUUGAUAAAUGUAAUAUUGGAUAUUAAAAGCUCCAGUAAAAAUCAAGAAUAAAAUUAUAAAAAGAAUAUAAAUGGUAACCCUCAGCAGGGCUCGAACCACUGACCUCUGGAGUCCUGGAGUAAAAAUUCUACAACUUAGACCACUGGGCCAUCCUUCCGGAUACAAUGCUUGGUGUAUUUUAUACUUUAUAUAAGCAAUCCUUGUUGUUUUACAAAAUAUAGCGCCAAUAACAGAACUCUCCAAAUUAUUAAUUCGUUUCUCGUUGCAACGCUUUAAAUUUUCAGGUUUUUAAAUCAUCAAAUGAUGCAUAUAAUGGUUAUUUUAGAGCAUGGUAAAUGUUCAGUAUAACUGUUUCCUUAAACGAAAAUUUGCGAAUCUGAAACAACUUUUUUCAAUUUUGUCAAUUUACCCAAACGUGAAAAGGCCCCUUUAAACGCUUUACUGAUUUACGAAACUUUACAGCAAUGAUAUUGUGGUGACCUUGUUACAAAGCUGUUCAAAUCUUUUUGAUGCUCUGCAAAUGUUGGUCACCUGAGCUAAAAUAGAUUUAAAAAAAAGUAAACUUAAAAAAUCUGCUCUAACAAUUAAAGGCUUAGAGCUUUAACAUUUGGUGUGGAACAUCUAGUGGUUGUCUUAUUAUAAGUAAUACGAUUUGUCAAAUCAGGCCGGCCUAUGGAGUCAAAAAUGGCCGCGGCACAGAGAUCAACUGAUUUAUAUGGACUUUAUGGUAAAUAUCUUCCAUGAAAUAGCAAUAGUCAGAGUUGUAUUAUUUGGAGUGUAACUUUUUGGUGUUUAGCUUUGUCAAGUAGUCCUCUCCAAAGAUUGUUCAAAGCAUUCCCCUGAGAUAAAAUCUGGCCACGCCCCAGGCAUCACAUGAAUAAUAUAGACUUUUACUGUAAAAUCCUUAAAAAUCGUUGCUGAAAUCGCAAUGGUCAGGGGUUUAAUGAUUGGUAUGUGUCAUCGUCUAGUGGUCCACUACAAAGGUAGUUUAAAUCAUGCCCCUGGGGUUUCAACAGGCUACACCCAAGGGCGACUGAAUGUAUAUAAACAUAUAUAUUACACUAUUUAAAAUCUUUAAGAAGGCUAAGAUGUGUAAUAUUUUGUAACAUCAUCUAGUGAUCCUCUAAUUAGUUUUUAUGCCCCCGGAUCGAAAGAUCGGGGGUAUAUUGAUUUUGGCCUGUCUGUCAUUCAUUCAUUGUAUGUGUGUGUCUGUCCCAAAACUUUAACCAAAACUUAAACCUUCGUUAAAGUUUGGUCAUAACUUUUUGAAUAUAUAAGAUAGCAACUUGAUAUUUGGCAUGCAUGGUAUCUCAUGAAGCUGCACAAUUUGAGUGGUGAAAGGUCAAGGUCAUCCUUCAAGGUCAAAGUAAAAAAAUACAAUCCAAGGGAAGUAAUUUGCUUUAAAAGGGAGAUAAUUUGUAAACCUGCCAAAUGAUAUAUUGAAAUUUUAUUUCAAAGUGGCGCAGUAGGGGGCAUUGUGUUUCUGACAAACACAUCUCUUGUUUGUAUUCAUGCCCCUGAGGUCACAAUAGGCCCUGUCUGGGGUUGUGAGGUUAAAGGUUUUAAAUUGAAUUUAUGUUUGGUAUGUGACAUCAGAUUGUGGUUGUCUUCAAAGAUUGUCCGAAUCAUAUCAUAUAUAACUUCCCUUUAAAACAUUUGUUUUAUAUACUAGUAUGAUUGUGGCAUAUUCACACUAUAUACAAAAUAUGGCAAACUAAACUGUGUAUUUUGUCGUAUUUGUAAUCUUAUGAACAACAGUCCCAUUUAUUUUCAACUUGAUCGUAAUUAUACAUUCUGGAAGACGCCUUUCCAUGCCAAAAGUUUGUGAUGUCAAUGUCUGUGUCGCUUGGAAUGCUGCACAUGCACAAAGCAGUUUCAUGGGUUUCCACUUCAAUUUGUGUAGACAAUCAUCUGAGAAGUUUAAUGCACUGCUUAAAUUCAUAACAGCAGUUCAUAUAUACCUAAACCUAAAUGACGCUUCCCUAAAUAUUCCUUGACAAUUUUAUGAUAUCGUUAGGAACUUAGGAACGUAAGGUGUAAAUAAGCAUAAAUAAAGGCUUAGGUCUACAACAAUAUCGAUUGUGCAUUUAAAAAGUUAAAAUAAGUUUUAUGGAAGCCUUUUGUUUGAUAGUGAGAUUGUAUACAUGUACAUGUUUAAAGUGUUAAUAAAAACGAAUGUCUAAUUUUGAAUCAGAAUUUUAUUUUCGAAUAUCAGUACACUGGAACUUAAAUAUGUAACACAAAAUAAAACAUUGAUUAUCAAAGUGCUCUGAAAUGAAUCAAUAAAAAAUGAUAUUUUUUUGUAAGGGAAACACAUAUAAAUGAAGCUUUUUGAUGAAUAUUUAGACUGACAUACUUGUAAAUGAUAUUAAUAUUAAGUUUUAACAGAUGUGUCUUAUUCAUUACGUUUUAUAUAUACAAGUCACUUUGUAGCAUUUGGUUCACGUCACAAAAUUUAGUUCCUUCCAUUAGCUCAAAAUUAAAGUAUCUGUUUGUUCUUGUCUUGGGUUUCAUUGCAGUGCUGUAACAACAUAAAUGAUUACUGAUCUAAAUAAAAUAUAACAUUUGAUCUAUGCUAACA
Molecule: messenger RNA, 5064 nt
Organism: Dreissena polymorpha
Lineage: Eukaryota; Metazoa; Mollusca; Bivalvia; Myida; Dreissenidae
Product: caseinolytic peptidase B protein homolog
Exons: 16
Coding region: 30-1952 (640 amino acids)
Biological process (GO): cellular response to heat
Cellular component (GO): cytoplasm; mitochondrion
Molecular function (GO): ATP hydrolysis activity; protein binding; ATP binding
Source: RefSeq, a predicted model, not a curated record